Messenger RNA from Sinocyclocheilus grahami, 1822 nucleotides. Its product is annotated as MAM domain-containing glycosylphosphatidylinositol anchor protein 2-like. The record is from RefSeq and is a predicted model, not a curated record. The transcript is spliced from 5 exons. NCBI's taxonomy places the organism in Eukaryota, Metazoa, Chordata, Actinopteri, Cypriniformes, Cyprinidae. Bases 149 to 634 code for a protein of 161 amino acids. Gene Ontology annotation, cellular component: membrane.
GUUUGAGGACAUUAGGAUAUGUGGGUUCACUCAAGACCGCAGAGAUGUGUUUGACUGGACCAGACAGAACCAUCUCACACAGAACCCCAAACGGUCGGUUAAUACAGGGCCGGAUACGGACAGGAGUGGGACAAAAGAAGGUUACUACAUGUACAUUGAGACGUCGCGGCCGCGCCAGGAUGGGGAUAGAGCUCGUCUCCUCUCUCCAUUGUAUAAUGUUACGGCAGCCCGAGGACCAACGGGGACCACCAGAACCCCCUACUGUGUCUCCUUCUACUACCACAUGAACGGAAAACAUAUGGGUACACUCAAUGUUCUCACGAGGGUGAAGAGCAUCGCCACUGUAGAUUCUGCCGUCUGGUCUCUCUCCGGACACCAGGGGCCCGAAUGGAGGAAGGCGGAUGCUGAGAUCUAUCCGAGCGGACCCUUCCAGGUGGUGUUCGAAGGUAUCCGUGGAAACGGCUUUGAGGGAGACAUCGCUAUCGAUGACGUUUCUGUUACCAAGGGAAAAUGCAAACAAAAGGAUAGCGUGGACAAAACAGCAGUUCUGUCUGGGACACACCAGAGUCUUCACCUUCUUCCUAUGAUUGUCCAGCUGCUCUGCACCAUCUUUCUGACAUUCCUCCUCAGAUGAUACAGAUACCCCUCAGCACACACACCGCCAGUGUAGGACGCCCCCACGGCAGCAAUAAGAACUGCCCCAAAACAUGACCACCCUUCCUGCUACUGCCUCCUCCAUUUCCUCCUGUUUCUCAUUCCCUUUGUCCCGGCUGCACACCUCCUCUUACCAUUCGAGUCUACUGUUUCUUUGGUUUCUCAUCAUCUUUGUGGUCACUUUUUGAGCUUAUAUCUGCUAAGUGGCACCUUUUAAGUUUUAUGUAAGCAUAAUUUCCGUUAAUUUUGUACAUUUCUGUCCAUAUGUCUUGACAUCUUCAUCUCAGUCACUCGUGUAUGUAUCUGACACACCAAAGUGUCAAUUAUAACCAAAGAUGAUGGAGGGCUUACAGGAUGAACAGAUGGCUGAAAGAGCAACAAGGACGUCCUUUCCCCAAAUGAACUACUCGUUCCACAGACUCAAGUGCAUGGAGAUGUGAUUUUCUUAAGACACUAAGAUUGCAAGGAAUAACGAGAGCCGGAACGGAUGAGUGAAACAGGUGGUCACGAAGUUACUGAUGACCUGAGUGGACCUGUACAUGCACGUGUACAUGAUAUAUUGGAAAGUAUCAAGCUGCAGAAAGGACAAACGGACUCCGACUGCAACUUCUCGGACUAUGACAAUGUGAAACUAAAGAAGCACAAAUUUAUAUCUUUUUUUUUUUGUAGUUAUUUUGGUUCCUUUACUUGGUAUCCCGUCAGUCUGGGCUUGCUGUACACUUCUUGAUCUUUGGCUUUCUUUACCAGAAACCGCGUGUCACUGCUGCAUUGCCGUUCAGUUCGUUCGAUUCCCGAAAACGACACAAUGUGAACUUUGGACCAGAAGAGCAUCAGUUACCUCACCCUCAAUCUACAAGAACCAUAACGCACCUGGACAACUUAUGAGAACGAUCACUUUUAGCUUCAAUAAAACUGCCGGGAGAGUGUUGACUCACUGGGUCAGUCGUUCUCGUUCAGCAAUAGGACCGUACCUCUGACUGCAAUGAAUAUUAUUUGGGCACAUAGACUCCAACAGAUGGACGCCUCUGGACAGACAAACUCCGCUCUUGGCUUUGAUGAUCAAGAAUGUCAUUUUGCAUAGUGUUAGAGAGAAAUCGCAUGUGCGUGCUAGCUCCUCAAGGGGUGACAUUGACAAACUUCAGACAUAUUUUAUUUUGGAAGUUUUGAG